GACCCAUUUUGCCCCAAAACCAAUCAAGAAAAAAAAGUGAGUCCCACCUCCUGCAAAACCUGAACCCUUCUCCCCCUUUCUUCCCUGAACCCAUUCGAGCCUUCUUCAUCAUCAUCAACCAACCAAAUCCACAGAAAAAAAAAAAAAAGAGAAUUUUUCUCCUGGGUUCGUUCGAAACCCAAAGCCGAACCCAGGCUCUGGGUUUCGAGCGAACCCAGGCUCUGGGUUUCGAGCGAACCCAGGCAACCUGGGUUUCGAUCAAACCCAAGCUCUGGGUUCGUUCGAAACCCAGGCAGCCUGGGUUCAAGAUGCCUUCUCCCCCUUUCUUCCCUAAACCCAUUCGAGCCUUCUUCAUCAUCAUCAACCAACCAAAUCCACAGAAAAAAAAAAAAAAGAGAAUUUUUCUCCUGGGUUCGUUUGAAACCCAGAGCCGAACCCAGGCUCUGGGUUUCGAACGAACCCAGAGCCUUGCCUGGGUUUCGAUCAAACCCAAGCUCUGGGUUCAAGAUGCCUAGGAAACCCAAGCUGCCUGGGUUUCGAUCGAACCCAGAGCCUUGCCUGGGUUUCGAUCAAACCCAAGCUCUGGAUGUGCAUUUGUAUAAAUAUUAUUAAUGAUCCUAAUUGGACAGCACCAAGCCUUAACUUUUGUUAUAUUUCUAUUUUACGUACUUGACAUAACUCCUAAAUUUUGUUAGGUCUGUAUACAAGACCACCCAAAAUUGUGAACCAUGCCGUCUUUUGCAAAGAUCUCCUGUAGAGGGGUUCUAUCUAGCAGGUGACUACACAAAGCAAGAGUAUUUGGCCUCAAUGGAAGGUGCUGUUCUUUUACGGAAGCUUUGUGCACAGUGCAUUAUACAGGAGUACAAAUUGCUUGUUUCUUCUGGGGAAAGGAAGUUGGCAGCGGCAACUCUCUGAUUACAUAAUUGGUAUUAGAUUUUGAAAGGCACUGAGAAUCAUCUGGAGAUUGGUUGCUACUCAAAAACUAUAGUAUUUCAGCGAUCUUGAUAUCAUUAGUUCAUUACCCCAUAAAAGUUGGUAAUCUCUACAAAGACAGAUUCUCGAACUCUUCAAAAGUAAUAAUAAUAUCCUUAAGUUCUA
Molecule: messenger RNA, 1098 nt
Organism: Rubroshorea leprosula
Lineage: Eukaryota; Viridiplantae; Streptophyta; Magnoliopsida; Malvales; Dipterocarpaceae
Source: the annotation of a GenBank genome assembly